This is a messenger RNA of Hibiscus syriacus, 2304 nucleotides long. RefSeq names its product probable 1-deoxy-D-xylulose-5-phosphate synthase 2, chloroplastic. Gene Ontology annotation, molecular function: 1-deoxy-D-xylulose-5-phosphate synthase activity. Bases 51 to 2198 code for a protein of 715 amino acids. Gene Ontology annotation, biological process: terpenoid biosynthetic process. The transcript has 11 exons. Lineage: Eukaryota; Viridiplantae; Streptophyta; Magnoliopsida; Malvales; Malvaceae. The record is from RefSeq and is a predicted model, not a curated record.
UAUUAAGCUUUCACUAUUCUCAUUUCUCUCAAUCAAUUUUCCACACAAAAAUGGCGGUUUCUGGCUCUUUGGUUCGAUCAAACCAAUCCCCUUUUCCAUUUCUCAAACCUAAAAGACCAAACCUUUGUUGCAAAAAACAUUUCAAUCCGAAAGCUUCCGCUGGAAACAGGGAAGACGACGAUGGAUGUCAAAUGAGUAUGAGGAAAGAAAACGACGGCUGGAAGAUCGAUUUCUCCGGGAACAAACCGAAUACGCCAUUGUUGGACACCAUCAAUUACCCUCUUCAUAUGAAGAACUUAUCAACAAGGGAACUUGAGCAACUGGCUGCAGAGAUUAGAGCUGAUAUUGUGCACACGGUAUCGAAGACCGGAGGGCAUCUUAGUUCGAGCUUGGGAGUAGUGGAGUUGACAAUAGCUUUACACCAUGUAUUCGAUACUCCUGAAGAUAAAAUCAUAUGGGAUGUCGGGCAUCAGGCAUACCCUCAUAAAAUCCUGACAGGAAGAAGGUCGAGGAUGCACACCAUAAGAAAAACUUCAGGACUUGCAGGGUUUCCUAAGAGGGAUGAGAGUGUAUAUGAUGCCUUUGGUGUUGGACAUAGUUCUACCAGCAUAUCAGCUGGACUUGGCAUGGCAGUGGCAAGAGACCUUUUGAAGAAGAACAACAAUGUGAUUUCUGUGAUUGGAGAUGGAGCAAUGACUGCUGGACUUGCAUAUGAGGCCAUGAAUAAUGCAGGUUUCCUUGAUUCAAACCUGAUUGUUGUAUUGAACGACAAUAAACAAGUAUCACUACCGACUGCUACUCUACAAGGUCCUGCUACUCCUGUUGGAGCUCUUAGUAGGACUUUAACCAAGAUUCAAGCAAGCUCUAAGUUCCGAAAACUUCGGGAAACGGCGAAAGGCAUUACUAAGCAAAUUGGUGGUCAAGCGCAUGAAAUUGCUGCAAAGGUAGAUGAGUAUGCAAGAGGAAUGAUCAGUGCUUCUGGCUCCACUCUCUUUGAGGAACUAGGGCUGUAUUACAUCGGUCCGGUUGAUGGACACAAUAUUGAAGAUUUAGUAGCUAUGUUUAAGAAAGUGAAAGUCAUGCCUGCCCCGGGGCCGGUCCUAAUCCACAUCGUGACAGAGAAAGGAAAGGGAUAUCCCCCGGCUGAGGCAGCAACUGACAAAAUGCAUGGUGUUGUAAGUUUCGACACAGAAACAGGUAAGCAGUUUAAGUCCAAAUCACCUACACUGUCGUAUACGCAGUACUUCGCUGAAUCACUCAUCAAAGAAGCUGAAGCUGACGACAAGAUUGUAGCCAUCCAUGCAGCAAUGGGUGGAGGAACAGGUCUCAAUUACUUCCAAAAAAGGUUCCCGGACCGCUGCUUCGAUGUGGGGAUUGCAGAGCAACAUGCUGUUACUUUUGCAGCCGGUUUAGCAACAGAGGGUCUCAAGCCAUUUUGUGCUAUCUACUCAUCGUUCUUACAACGAGGAUAUGAUCAGGUGGUGCAUGAUGUGGAUCUCCAGAAAUUACCUGUACGGUUCGCAAUGGAUCGAGCUGGUUUGGUCGGAGCAGAUGGACCAACCCACUGUGGGGCAUUUGAUAUCACAUACAUGGCUUGCUUGCCUAACAUGGUGGUAAUGGCCCCAUCUGAUGAGGCCGAGCUUAUACAUAUGGUUGCAACAGCAGCAGCCAUCGAUGACAGGCCUAGCUGCUUCAGGUUUCCCAGGGGAAAUGGUGCUGGUGGAGUUAUCCCUCGUGAUUACAAAGGAACACCACUCGAGAUCGGAAAAGGAAGAAUCAUAAUGGAAGGAACAAGAGUAGCCAUUCUGGGAUACGGUUCAAUCGUACAACAAUGUAUUGAAGCAGCAAACAUGCUGAGGUCUCAAAACAUUUAUAUAACAGUGGCUGAUGCGAGAUUUUGCAAGCCUCUAGACACAAAUCUCAUCAAGCAACUAGCAAAUGAGCACGAGAUUCUUAUUACAGUGGAAGAGGGUUCUAUUGGUGGCUUUGGCUCUCAUGUAUCACAUUUCUUGAGCUUAAAUGGCAUUUUGGAUGGAUCUCUCAAGUUUAGGGCAAUGGUGCUUCCUGAUAAGUACAUUGAUCAUGGAUCACACCAAGAUCAGAUAGAAGAAGCAGGGCUUUCUUCAGGGCAUAUAUCUGCAACCGUCCUAUCUAUCCUAGGAAGGCCAAGAGAAGCCUUGCAGUUCAAGCACAAAUAGAACAUUGGAAUCUAAACGUUAAAUAUGAUGGGAGAACUCACCUAGGGUUCAAACAAUGUCAGAUAGGGACCAUGCUUUCAAAGCUUCGUGAAAAAAAUACAAAAUA